Messenger RNA from Phyllostomus discolor (pale spear-nosed bat), 4589 nucleotides. It is a transcript of the gene MED20, whose product is annotated as mediator complex subunit 20. The record is from RefSeq and is a predicted model, not a curated record. NCBI's taxonomy places the organism in Eukaryota, Metazoa, Chordata, Mammalia, Chiroptera, Phyllostomidae. The transcript has 4 exons. Bases 116 to 754 code for a protein of 212 amino acids. Gene Ontology annotation, molecular function: transcription coactivator activity. Gene Ontology annotation, cellular component: mediator complex. Gene Ontology annotation, biological process: regulation of transcription by RNA polymerase II.
UUUCCGCAACACCUCUCCCUAAGGACGUUUGCCUAGGAGGGCUUCUCUUAACGUUCGCAGGCGGAGGGCUCCGCGUUUCAACUGUUUGGCUUUCCCACCCUCCUUGUUCGACAUCAUGGGAGUGACUUGUGUGUCGCAGAUGCCUGUGGCCGAGGGCAAGAGUGUCCAGCAGACCGUGGAGCUCCUCACCAGGAAAUUGGAGAUGCUUGGGGCAGAGAAGCAAGGAACAUUUUGUGUGGACUGUGAGACCUACCACACAGCUGCCUCUACCCUUGGCAGCCAAGGUCAGACCGGGAAGCUGAUGUAUGUGAUGCACAAUUCAGAGUACCCUUUGAGCUGCUUCGCCCUCUUUGAGAAUGGCCCUUGUCUUAUUGCUGACACCAACUUCGAUGUGCUCAUGGUGAAGCUCAAGGGCUUCUUCCAGAGUGCCAAGGCCAGCAAGAUUGAGACCCGGGGUACCCGCUACCAGUACUGUGACUUCCUAGUGAAGGUGGGCACGGUCACCAUGGGGCCCAGUGCCCGAGGCAUCUCUGUGGAGGUGGAGUAUGGCCCCUGUGUGGUAGCCAGCGACUGUUGGAACCUGCUGCUCGAGUUCCUGCAGAGUUUUCUAGGCAGCCACACUCCAGGGGCUCCCACAGUGUUUGGCAACAGACAUGACACGGUCUACGGCCCAGCAGAUACCAUGGUCCAGUACAUGGAACUCUUCAACAAGAUUCGCAAGCAGCAGCAGGUGCCGGUGGCUGGGAUUCGUUAGUGCGCUCUGUCACUGGAGGACUCCUGAGGAGGAGCAGGUGCUGCACCCUCAGGCUCCCGAGUCCCCAAAACCCAGGGAAGACGUGGAGGCUUCUCUCCCCCUCCAGUUCCCAGCUGUGGCUCUUGUUCUGGGGCUCUGGACUGUUUGCCCCUGACCCUCACACACAGCCCCCCUGAUUUCACCCCACGCCUUACUGGACUUGGCCUGUCCUCAAGAAUGGUAACUAUGAAGAAUGGAGAAGCUUGGAGCUUUCCUGCUAUAGGGGAAAAGGUAGGACAGGGGUGUCCCUGCCUAGUGUUGGUGGGGAAAGUAGUCUGUUUCCAGCUGUUGUGGAUUCGGCCUAGGCCAUGGUGGACAGGCUGCAUUUCGUGGCUGUGCUGUGCUGUGCUGUAAUAAAGGCCUUUUCCACUGCUCAAAGGAUGCGGCUACCCGUCUCCUGGAGAAGGAGUAGGAGGCCAACUUGUCUUAUGGAUGUCAUCUUCUGACCUGAGUGUGGAAGUGGAUUGUGAGUUGACUUUCCUAGGUUGUUGCCCAAGUCCUUUGAAGUCUGUGUCUCUCUGACUCCUUUGAGUUGUUGUGAAUUAUGUUAAGCCACAGGCUAAGCCGCUAUAACAAAGAGAACCUAGUAGAAAUUUCAUUUUCUCUUUUCUAAUAAUAGUACAGAGGUAGUCAGAUGGUCCAGGGCAGAUUUAAUUGUACAAGGUCAUCAGGAACUCGGUUUCUCUUUAUCUUGUUGUUCAGCCACCCCUAGGUUGUUGUCCUUGUCCCAAGGUCAAAGCAGACUCAUCAGCCCAUGCCCACAUUCCACUGGGGAAAGAGAGAACAAAGUAGUUUCUUUUUUAAAGGAUAUGACCUGGAGUUGCGCAAACCACUAUGGCCACUUUGUGGAAAGGGACACUGGGACGUAGAGUUUCUUGUUUGGGUAGUCACUUGCCCAGUCAGAACCCAGGGGCUUCUGUGACUAAAGGAUGAUGGGGAAAAUGGAUGCAGGGUCCAGUUAGUGGCCUCCGUCACAUGGAGCUCAGUGGAUGUGCCCAGGGGUGCUCUUGGCUGUUAUUUUGCAGUUAGCACCCCCUGUAACUCGGCCCUCUGUUUAUGAACUGGAUUGGGACAGGGCUGAUGCCAGAGCCCCUUUCGGUUUAGCUGGAAUAGUCGUGCCAGGAAGUUGGGUCCGAACCCCUUGCUAAGUCUCAGCAUCUAGGCUUCUCCAGUUCUCAUGAACCCAGAGCUUGGUGUUGGAACAGUUAACCUGGUACUGGCACUGUGCUCAUGGUUUCCUGAGUUCUUUCUCCUUGUCUCAUUUGAGCCUCCAAGCUGCAUGUUUGACUCACAUUGCCUGCCCAGCCCACUCCUGCUGCGGAGUGUUUAGUCAGGCCAACACUGAGAUGCACGGUCGGGGGUGGUCUCAGGAAACGUGUUACUGUACAUGCUGCUGUGCUGUCCUCAACGAUGCUGUCCCUCACUGAAGGCACCUAAAGAGAAAUUGUUUUCAGACGUAAGGGCCCUACAGCAAGAAUCAGACACUGGUCAUGUUUCCCUUUUAGCUUUGGCUGGAAGGAAGCUCAAUUCAACUUUAUAACUGCAGAACCUGUCAUCUGCAGUUUUUGUUCUCACUUUCCCCUUGUUUUCUUGUUCAUGCUAUAUUGAUAAUGAAGUAUGUUUUAGAUAUCAUUAGCAUACAAUAAAAUGCACAGGUCUUGUUUUUGGCCUUCUGAUUUAUAUUGGCUGUUACCCAGAUUUAUCUGUUUGUAUUUUUCUGUAUGCUGCCUUCAGUCUUAUGAGAUGAGACAGCAUUUUGAACAUAACAUGUUCCUGAUAAUAUAUGGACAUUGAAUGUGGUAAAUUUGAUUCUAGACUUAUGAAUUAUAAGGAGGGAUUGUGUUCCCUAAAACCUAAAAAAUAAUAUAGACUCCCACACUAUACUUUGCCUUUUCCAUUAUUUGAGUAUACGUUUGACCAGCUCUGAGUCCAGUGAACACUCAGUCAAGACUUAAGAACUGCCGCUUUAGGUGCUUUUGUCCAUGUCUGUCCUUUGUGUCAAUUAAAGAAAGUUUAUCACUAAAGAAGUCAGGUAAUGCAAUACAUUUUAACAAAUACGCCUCCACUUGCAAAAUUGCCAGAACAGAACUAGAAAUUGGUGAGAAGGGCCCAAAUGUCAUCCAGCUUUUGUGUGCAAGUCUGAGCGGGGCUUUCAAGAGCAUUCUAGGAUUCUCAGAGUAUACAUUUUUGUAAGUUCAGACUGAAUGAAAGUUGAGGAGCAAAUGUAUACAUUUAAGAAAAAAAUGGUAUGAUUAUCUUCGUUUUAAAAAUGAAAAAAACUUAAACUGGGUUGCUAAAUGGAGGUGCCAUAUGUUUUGGAUUCAGAUCUCAUAUGCUUCUACACUAGGCUGUCUUCCACCCGACUUCCUUUGCUUCUAGCUGUGUUACUUCUUUCCCUAUCUGUAGCUAACCCCAAAAGAGCAGAAACUGGGAAAUUUCUGGGACCCUAAAAAUAAGCCACCUUGCUGUGGGUACCUUUGCCAGAACCACAUAGAAAUCUGCCCACCUUGACUGUCAGAGUGAGACGGGGAAGCUGCAGGCCCAUCCAUUUCCCCCUCGCUGUAAGACAGGGCAGCAGUGGCUCUCGGCGGGGUCGAGGUCGUGCCUGGAGAUGAGGCUGGAAUCAGGAGCGGACUUCACUGCCAGGGCCCCUGGCUGCCAGCAUGUGUGCAGGUCUGGCACCUGGGCCUCUGUGUGGUGCCAGGUGAUUUUGAAUGGAGUGUGAAAAAUGUUGUUACAUUAGUGCUUCUGUCUUAUUCUAAUGUAUAUUAAAAAAAAUAUAACAAGUUCUUUAUUCCUUAGGAUGAGGGUUUUUGAAAAAGAGUCCACUUAAAGAGAACUUUGAAGUCGUAGUACAGGUUAUACCUGGAAAUGGCAAAAUCUGUGGAGGCAGAAGGCAAAUACUGGGAUUUGGGAAAACACUGUAUUCUAUUUUGUGUCUAGUCCAUUUCUUAUAUCCACUGGUGGUUCCUGCUCUGCCUCUCCUGUGCUGUUCUGGUUUCCUGUGCACCUGCUCUGUGCUGCCUCAGCACAAAGGCAGCUUUCCUCAGAUCCUGAGGACCAAGCAGUCACACUUCCCUGACCAUCUAUUGAUGUCACUGCUCCACCUGGAACCUGCCCAUUCCUCCCCACUGGUGGUCCUAGCUCAGCCCAGCAUGUCCAGUAUUCACUCCUUAGGCUUUAGGGUGAGGUGGUGAAAUUUUUAUCUUCAGAUCAUAGCAGGUAAGAGGAGUGGUUAGAAAUUCCCACUUAAACAUGCCUUCAGAUUUUGAAAGUUAAGGCUCUUCAAGUACAACAUAGGAAGGGCUAUAGGCUGAAUGUGUUGAGGACAUUCACAGGUCUAGAGCCGUGCAGGACUGAUACAUGUGGUCUGUCUGUCUCCAGGCUCACACCUCUAACUCCCAGGACUACUUUUCCCUUGCCUCAGCCUCCCUCUCCAUAUCUGCUGCCAUCUGGGUGUCUUGGGCUGCAGACGUUGGUCACAAUUGCCAUGUGGAAUGGCAGAAAACGAUUGUAUUACAGGUUGGGUUCUCUCCUAGGGGGUGGUGUCCAUGACCUUAGAGCAGUCACUUCUUAGGGGGGGUGGACUUUCCCCAAGGUGAGUUUCUGUCAUUGUGUAGAACAUUCCAGAUUCAUUCUCAUGGGUUAGAAGGGACUGUGAGGUCAGCCAGUUUGCCUUUCAGUGCUCAUAUCUUUGAUCCCUCCUGGAGGUCGUACAGCCUUAAUUUGGCCUCAUCCAUGGCAAUCCCUUCCCUGUGUAUUUCAUCCCUUUUCUUAUUAACUCUUGAGACAAAAA